Molecule: messenger RNA, 1252 nt
Organism: Spinacia oleracea (spinach)
Lineage: Eukaryota; Viridiplantae; Streptophyta; Magnoliopsida; Caryophyllales; Amaranthaceae
Product: ACT domain-containing protein ACR12
Exons: 10
Coding region: 126-995 (289 amino acids)
Cellular component (GO): chloroplast stroma; chloroplast thylakoid membrane
Source: RefSeq, a predicted model, not a curated record
UCCAUAUUAUACUCCUGCAGUGCAGUCCUGCUGAUCUCACUUUUGUUUAUUCUCUCUCAUAUUCUUCUCAUCCGCAUCCUCCUUCGCCUCAUCGGAGGCAGACGCCAUUGUUAAAGCUUAUAACCAUGGCUGCUGCUACCAAUUCCUUCCUAACUACUACUCUCUCUCUUUGUGUAACACGAUUGUCUCACUUCGCACCUCAGAUUUCUCGAUUUGAUGCUAACAACAACAAACCUUCCUUGAUUCCGCCUAAAUUCAUAUUUUCUGGAUUUUCUCUCUCCAAAAAAUGGAAUGUAUUGCAAGUUUCUCCAAAGAGCACGAAUUCUGUUAGUUCAUUGAUGUCUGAUGAUGACUCUGAUCCUAUCCCAGUGCCCGUUGUUCUAAUUGAUCAAGAUUCAGACCCAGUUUCCACAAUUGUUCAGCUGAGUUUUGGAGAUCGUCUUGGAGCUCUCAUUGACACGAUGAAAGCAUUGAAAGUUUUAGGCUUAGAUGUCUCGAAGGGUACUGUUACUACUGAGGGAGCUGUCAAGCAAACAAAAUUAUUCAUAACACGAUUAGAUUCUGGGCGAAAAGUUGAGGAUCCUGACAUGCUAGAGCAGAUCCGCCUUACCAUAAUUGACAAUCUACUGAAGUACCAUCCAGAAUCUAGUGAACGACUUGCAAUGGGAGAGGCUUUUGGUGUCAAAGCUCCAGUUGAGAAGCCUGAUGUGGAUGUGGCAACCCAUAUUCACAUUCAAGAGGAUGGACCUAAGAAGAGUUUGCUGUACAUAGAAACAGCAGAUAGACCUGGCCUGCUGAUGGAAGUCAUCAAAAUCAUGUCUGAAAUCAAUGUUGAUGUGGAGUCAGCAGAGAUUGACACAGAAGGACUCGUAGCCAAGGACAAGUUUCACGUGAGUUACCGAGGGGCAGCAUUAAACAGUUCCUUGUCUCAGGUUUUAGUUAAUUGUCUCCGUUACUACCUAAGAAGGCCACAAACAGACGAAGACAGUUACUGAAAGCAAGAACUUGUACUACCUCUGGGUGAUCUUGUGACGGUGGUAUGUUACCUCAAGAUGGAUUCUCCUGUUGUAUUGCUGCAGAUUACCCUUCACCAUGUUAUACAAAGAAUUCUAGCUUUGAUAUGCCUGAAUUUGAAGAAAAGUUUGUAAAUAAGCCCAAUCUCUACAAGAUACAUCCAGUCAAAAUGGUUUCAUCUCAUUUAGACUGUCUUGAAGCAUAUGAAUAAUCAAAACAGCAUUCUUACAACAUACAA